Poecilia reticulata (guppy) is the source of this 5092-nucleotide messenger RNA. It is a transcript of the gene znf609b, whose product is annotated as zinc finger protein 609b. The record is from RefSeq and is a predicted model, not a curated record. NCBI's taxonomy places the organism in Eukaryota, Metazoa, Chordata, Actinopteri, Cyprinodontiformes, Poeciliidae. Gene Ontology annotation, cellular component: nucleus. Gene Ontology annotation, biological process: regulation of transcription by RNA polymerase II.
CCUCUCCUGGAUUUCCUAGUCGCUCUCGCUGCUGCUGCUGCUUGCCUGCUGCUUGACUACAUUGUAUCGGUUCCCACACGAAGAAGCAAACGCGGUGCUCUCUUUCACAAACGGGCGAACACGGAGGAAUUAACCUGGAUGGAAAGCCGUUCACUGUGGAAUUCAUUCGCAGAAGGCUGCGACCGAAGAACCGCUUCGCUUGGGGCUCGGGAAGGCAGCGGUGAAAAUGCGCCUGGGACUCGGCUGUUUUCGCUGUGGACGAUGUCUCGAAGUGUGAUGGCAGAAGUCCAGUGAAUCGCUGGCCUCCCCUCCUCUCUUGUGUUGGGUGUCUGGGGGAGUGCGCUGCCACUGGUUUCUACUAGAGCUUCAGAUUGUAUUUAGAGGUUUUACUGCAAACUCAGUCGCCUGCACGUUGAUUUAUUCUUUACACGGAGCGCACACCGCCAUGGACGGAGAGCGGUUUGGAAUAGGAUUGUUUAGUUAAGUCGGACACAAUGUGGUUAAAUGGGACAGAAAGGAGUAGAACGUGAAGAUUCUCUGACCCUUGCCCCUGACUCCCAACCGUCCGAGAGGGUGUCGGACCUCACCGAGGCAUUCCUGGGCCGUUGGCACUAAAAUGUCCCUAAGUGGUGGCACUGCAGGCGGGAAAGGUGUGGACUCGAAUGCGGUGGACACUUACGACAGCGGGGAUGAGUGGGAUAUCGGUGUUGGAAAUCUGAUCAUCGACCUCGACGCGGACUUAGAGAAGGACAAACUUGAGAUGUCUGGCACCAAGGACAGCAUGGCGGCACCACCCAGCGCAGUGGCAGCGUUGCCCGACAACAUACGAUUCGUCAGCCCGGUCUCCGGCGCUCAAGGCAAGGAGAGCAAAUCCAAAUACAAGCGCAGCAAGAACUCUAAAGACAAUAGCAGCAAAGCUUCCGCGGAUGGGGGGAAAAAGGAGCCCACCGGACGGACUCAAGGGGAACCAACAGGUGCAGCAGCAAGCGCGGUCGCUGCCGGCAACAAUUCCACCUCCGGGAAGAACAUGGAAAAAGGGGGCAAGGCCUCCCGAGGUGUUCUCGGUGGUAAAAAAGACAAGGAAGGAGCCGGGGGGAAAAAUAAGAAAGACAAAACAGAUGGCGCCCCAGUCGUGGCAAUUGGUGUCUCUGAGAAGGACGUAUCUCAGGCCCAAGUUGCUUUGGGAAAUAGUCGUAAUGCAUCCUUUGAGAACACACAAUCAACAGACUUGGCAGAUGCUAAUCAAAUGGGGAAUAUUGCACUUGAAUCUGUUGGGAUAGUACCAGCUUUGACCUCCAAAACUGAACCAGAUGAGGUGGAAAAUGUUAACAGUGAAUGCAAGACGUUAAAGAAGAUUAAAAAUGAGAAGAUGGAAUCUCCCGUCUCCACGCCAGCUCCUCCCCCUCUCCACCUGCUGGCCACGGUCGGCAACAGCGAAAUUGCCUCGCCGUGCGAGCAGAUAAUGGUGCGCACGCGCUCGGUGGCGGUGAACACAUCCGACGUGGCCCUGGCCACAGAACCCGAGUGCUUGGGACCGUGCGAGCCCGGAACCAGUGUCAACCUUGAAGGCAUCGUGUGGCAAGAAACUGAAGACGGCAUGCUGGUGGUCAAUGUCACCUGGAGAAACAAGACCUACGUUGGCACCUUGUUAGACUGCACACGGCAUGACUGGGCUCCCCCCAGAUUUUGUGAAUCACCCACAAGUGAUCUGGAAAUGAGAAAUGGUCGCGGUCGAGGUAAGCGAAUGAGACCGAACAGCAACACACCGAUCAAUGAGAACAGCAACUCAUCAGACAGCAAGGGCGCCACCAACAACAAGACGCGUGCCGCCUCAAACACCAAGGGCCGUAGGGGCAGCCAGACACCAUCAGAGCGCCGCACCCCUCCAAACAGCAACACGGAAGACAUCAAAGCCAGCCCUUCUUCGGCUGGAAAACGCAAGACCAAACCUGCCUCUGACAUGGAGCCCAACUCCAGCUCAGAGGACACCAAAGGCAACAAACGAAUGCGGACAAACUCCAACAAUGGAGGCGUGGGAGCUGCAGGUCUCUCUAUCCCUUCUAUUAAGACGGAAUCACUUCCACCGCCACUCGAUCGCAGCUGUCCAUCUCCGGUUCUUAUAGACUGUCCCCAUCCCAACUGCAACAAAAAAUACAAGCACAUCAAUGGACUGAAGUACCACCAAACCCGUGCUCACAAUGAUGAUGACAUAAAGUUGGACUUGGAUGGAGACAGUGAAUAUGGCGAGGACUCAACUCUCCACCCUGAACCCGGAAACUGUAAUGGGGCAUCUAUCUCCCAGAAAGGAUCUUUGUCCCCAGCACGUUCAGUUACUCCGAAAGGCAGAAACUUUGAUGCACAAAGUCCUUCUCCUUCUCCUGGAAAGUUUGGUUCAAAGCAGAGUAAAAAGAAAAUAGUUGAGGCUGAUCCAGACACAGGAGGAGCACCGAUGGAUGGCUGUGAAGAUGGCCCAUGCCUUACUGAUGAGGCUAGUAAUGAUGGCAUAGAUGAUAAGAGAGGAUCAGAUAAGUCUAAGAAGGCUAACACUGGUACAAAAACUGAUAAAAUUGCCCAGAAAAACUUGAAGUCGCCACGUCCUAUUGGCCCUGGACCACCAGGAUCCCAACAAAUGUAUCCAUUUCCACCUGGAAACCCAAAUUCCUCCCCAGGACUAGCCCCAAUGAUACAGGGAAUCCCCAAGAGCCCUCAAAUGAGAGGAACACAGCCUAAACCUCCUGCUAUUGGAGAUCCAGCUUCAAGUAGUUCCAAAGACAAGAAGAAGAAAGACAAAAAGAAAAAGGAUAGUCUAAAGGACGCCGAUAGUCCCAAGCCUCCGGGAAAGGGUGGAAAAUUAGAGGAAGCAAAGCUUCCAUAUUCUGAGCCUUGUGAUCAAGGGAAUAAGGGAGAAGGUCUCCUCAACGGUUCCUCAGACCCCCAUCAGAGUCGCUUGGCCAGCAUCAAGGCAGAGGCUGACAAAAUUUACAGCUUUUCCGACAAUGCGCCAAGUCCGUCUAUUGGUGUUGCCAGUCGGAUAGAUGGCACUGGUAUGCCGCAACCUCUCACACCACAUCAUGUGGUAAAUCAGAAUGGUGCUGACAACUCUUCAGUCAAAACCAAUAGCCCAGCUUAUUCAGACAUUUCAGAUGCUGGGGAGGAUGGUGAAGGGAAACCAGAUGGUGUCAAAGUCAGGACAGAUGACCAAACCAUCAGGGAAAGCGUCAAAAAAGCACUCUUUCCAAAUCAGACACCCAACAAAGAUUCCCCUUACUAUACCAAUUACGAGGCUUACUACUCUCCUAACUAUGUAAACCCCAGUCCCGGUGGCCCAAAUCCAGUUGCACCAGUGGCUGAAGGUCAGGCUAAGAUCAAAAGAGAUGAUGAACAUGAUCAAGUUGAGGAGAAAGUAAAGGUUGAAGUUCAUGAAGAGCGAAAACCUGACCCCAGUGUUGCUGGCCAACAGCAACAACAGCCCUCAGUCAUCCAGCAGCGGUCAAACAUGUACAUGCAGCCUCUGUACUACAACCAGUAUGCAUAUGUACCCCCGUAUGCAUACAGCCCUGAUCAAGCCUACCAUAAUCACUUGAUGAACACCAACCCAGCCUACCGGCAACAGUAUGAGGAGCGGCAGAGGCAGAUGGCCGAGCAGCAUCGAGCUGCUGAGAAGAAGUCUGAUGUUGUCAUGAAGGAGCGAGAAGCCUCCAUGAAGGAGGAGUGGAAACAAAAGAGCCCAAUGCCACCAAGCCUCUCCAAAGCCCCGAGUCAGUCAGAUCUCGGAAAGAUACCACAGCCACCAAGCAAAUCCAGAGACUCGCCUUCUGAGCUGUCCUCCAAGUCUAUUGGAAGCAUAAAGGGGGAGGAUCCAAAGUCCCAGCAAGCUGAGGGGCUGAAGAUGAAACUGACUGAAGGGGGUCACCAUGGAAAGGAAGACUCUUUGCAAGCUCUCGAUUCCAGAGGCCAGGCAGGGAUGGAACAACCCAUGUGGUACAGACAGCCGUACUCAGAGAGCCAGAAACUCCAACUAGAGGAUGAACACCAGCAACAACAGCAUCGGAGGAAAGACGAAAGGGAAAGGGAUCGAAAAAUAAAGGAAGAAAGGGUCCGGCCGAAGGAUGGUCAAAGUGGACCCAAGGAGGAUGGAAAAGACUGCAGUGAUCCCAGAAUCAGUGCCGAGGACCAUCGAGCCAUGAGCAAAGACUCUCGUUCUAACCCGCACAUGCAGUUCACAUCACAACUAGCACAGCACCAAGGCUACUUGCCGUACAUGCAUGGAUACCCCUAUGGACAAGGCUAUGACCCCAACCACCCAGGAUACAGGGGCAUGUCUUCGGUCAUGAUGCAGAAUUACCCAGGUUACCUAUCUGGAAGUUAUCCUUUUUCUACUUACGGGAGUAAAAUGGCGGGAGGUGAGGACGGCAGCGAGAAAUCCCGCGCUAGCCCCACGGUCACUAAAACGGCAACAGACUCCAAAGCCCUGGACAUCCUGCAUCAUCACGUCAGCCAGUACAAGAGCAAAUCCCCCACGGUGGGCGACAAACCGCCCCACGACAGAGAACGGGACCAGGACCGGGGAGCCGCCGUCGACAGGGAGCGGGAACGGGAGCGUGAGAGGGACAGAGACAGGGACGUGGACCGACCGCGCUCGUCGCCGUCCCAGCGCAUUAUGCCCUCUCACCACCACCUGGCAUACCCGCUGCUCUCAGGGCAAUAUGACCUGUCCUAUGCCACAGGGAAACCUGACCGUCACACCUCAACCCUGCAGAGAUUCAUGUGACUGGCUCACUUGAGAGCAACAUCCUCUGGUUGUUACCUUUUAGACAUCAGUUGAAUGGUGUUUCUAUCUUUUAUUUUUUUAGUUUCUCUGCCCCAAGGCAAGGCAGAAUGUUGUUGCUGUUUUUGUUGGGUUUUUUUUGUUGUUUUUUUUUUUUUUCUUCUCCUCACGAAAGACCCCAAAUUCUCCGAUCCGAGGACUGUAACACGACUUAAGAGUAUAACCCAGGUUCAAAGCCAUCGCUCUGCCCCUUCCCGCAGAGGAAACACCGACCCUCUGAAUACCUAGUCUUUGCACUGUCGACAAAUACAAUGCAAAAACAGA